This is a messenger RNA of Capra hircus (goat), 5959 nucleotides long. It is a transcript of the gene ABCC5, whose product is annotated as ATP binding cassette subfamily C member 5. Gene Ontology annotation, cellular component: membrane. The record is from RefSeq and is a predicted model, not a curated record. Bases 1712 to 4609 code for a protein of 965 amino acids. Gene Ontology annotation, biological process: transmembrane transport. The transcript is spliced from 30 exons. Gene Ontology annotation, molecular function: ATP hydrolysis activity; ATP binding; ABC-type transporter activity. NCBI's taxonomy places the organism in Eukaryota, Metazoa, Chordata, Mammalia, Artiodactyla, Bovidae.
GGAAAUUCUUUGUGCAGCACGCCUGCGCAGUCUGGCGGCCAAUGCCGCUAUAAAGGCUUGUUUUGCUCCGGGGGCUAAUGCUCCGGAGCGUGGUCGAGUGGCCGGCGCGGCCGUCCUGGAGCUGGGGCACAGGAAUUCUCAAGUGGAACCAAGAGUCUGUGAACCCUCCACUCACAGAAGAUGAAGGACAUUGACAUAGGAAAAGAAUACAUCAUCCCCAGCCCUGGUUAUAGAAAUGUGCGGGAGAGAACCAGCAAUUCAGGGCAGCACCGAGACCGUGAGGACUCCAAGUACAAGAGAACUCAACCGUUGGAUUGCCAGGAUGCCUUGGAAACAGCAGCCCGAGCGGAAGGCCUUUCCCUGGACCCCUCCAUGCAUUCUCAGCUCAGAAUCCUGGAUGAGGAACAUCCCAAGGGAAAGUACCAUCAUAGCUUAAGUGUUCUGAAGCCCAUCCGGACCACUUCCAAACACCAGCACCCAGUGGACAAUGCUGGGCUCUUCUCCUGUAUGACUUUUUCUUGGCUUUCUCCUCUGGCUCGCAAAGCCCACAAGAAGGGGGAGCUCUUAAUGGAGGAUGUGUGGUCUUUGUCGAAGCAUGAGUCUUCUGAGGUGAACUGCAGAAGACUAGAGAGACUGUGGCAAGAAGAGCUGAAUGAAGCUGGGCCCGACGCUGCUUCCCUCCGGAGGGUUGUGUGGACCUUCUGCCGCACCAGGCUCAUCCUCUCCAUCGUGUGCCUGAUGAUCACGCAGCUGGCAGGCUUCAGUGGACCAGCCUUCGUGGUGAAACACCUCCUGGAGUACACCCAGGACACAGAGUCUAACCUCCAGUACAGCUUGCUGCUAGUCCUGGGCCUCCUCCUGACAGAAAUCGUGCGUUCUUGGUCACUUGCACUGACAUGGGCGUUGAAUUACCGAACUGGGGUACGCUUGCGGGGAGCCAUCCUAACCAUGGCGUUUAAGAAGAUCCUUAAGCUGAAGAACAUUAAGGAGAAGUCUGUGGGUGAGCUCAUCAACCUGUGCUCAAACGACGGGCAGAGGAUGUUUGAGGCAGCUGCUGUUGGCAGCUUGCUGGCUGGAGGACCUGUUAUUGCCAUCUUGGGCAUGGUUUAUAAUGUAAUUAUUCUGGGACCAACAGGCUUCCUGGGAUCAGCUGUUUUUAUCCUCUUUUAUCCUGCAAUGAUGUUUGUUUCACGGAUCACUGCAUAUUUCAGGAGAAAAUGUGUGACCAUCACAGAUGACCGUGUCCAGAAGAUGAAUGAAGUUCUCACCUAUAUUAAAUUUAUUAAAAUGUAUGCCUGGGUCAAAGCAUUCUCUCAGAGUGUACAAAAAAUCCGAGAGGAUGAGCGUCGGAUGCUGGAAAAAGCUGGGUACUUUCAGAGCAUCACUGUCGGCGUGGCUCCUAUUGUGAUGGUGAUCGCCAGCGUGGUGACCUUCUCUGUUCACAUGACCCUUGGCUUUGAUCUGACAGCGGCCCAGGCUUUCACAGUGGUAACUGUCUUCAAUUCCAUGACUUUUGCUUUGAAAGUUACACCGUUUUCAGUAAAGUCCCUCUCAGAAGCAUCUGUGGCUGUUGACAGAUUUAAGCUUCCUUCCACUGUAUAGCCUGAUGUGUUUUGCUACGUGAGUGUACGCCCUAGGCUUGUCUCCCUGGUCUUGAUCCAGUGUCUCAUCUUUGCACCUCUCUCACAACUCCUAUCAGAGUUUGUUUCUAAUGGAAGAGGUUCACAUGAUAAAGAAAAAACCAGCCAGCCCUCACCUCACGAUAGAGAUGAAAAAUGCCACCUUGGCAUGGGACUCCUCCCACUCCAGUAUCCAGAACUCACCCAAGCUGACCCCCAAAACGAAAAAAGACAAGAGGGCUGCCAGGGGCAAGAAAGAGAAGGUGAGGCAGCUGCAGCGCACUGAGCAUCAGGCGGUGCUGGCAGAACAGAAGGGUCACCUCCUCCUGGACAGUGACGAGCGGCCCAGCCCUGAGGAGGAAGAGGGCAAGCACAUCCACCUGGGGAGCCUCCGCCUGCAGAGGACGCUCUACAACAUCGACUUAGAGAUCGAAGAGGGUAAACUAGUUGGAAUCUGUGGCAGUGUGGGAAGUGGAAAAACUUCUCUCAUUUCAUCCAUUUUAGGCCAGAUGACACUUCUAGAGGGCAGCAUUGCAGUCAGUGGAACCUUCGCUUAUGUGGCCCAGCAGGCCUGGAUCCUCAAUGCCACUCUGAGAGACAACAUCCUCUUUGGGAAGGAAUUUGAUGAAGAAAGAUACAACUCCGUGCUGAACUGCUGCUGCCUGAGGCCUGACCUGGCCAUCCUUCCCCACAGUGAUCUGACAGAGAUUGGUGAGCGAGGAGCCAACCUGAGUGGCGGGCAACGCCAGAGGAUCAGCCUUGCCCGGGCCUUGUAUAGUGACCGAGACAUCUACAUCCUGGACGACCCCCUCAGUGCCUUAGAUGCCCACGUGGGCAACCACAUUUUCAACAGUGCUAUCCAGAAGCAUCUCAAGUCCAAGACGGUUCUGUUCAUUACCCACCAGUUACAGUACCUGGCUGACUGUGAUGAAGUGAUCUUCAUGAAAGAGGGCUGUAUUACAGAAAGAGGCACUCAUGAGGAAUUGAUGAAUCUAAAUGGUGAUUACGCUACUAUUUUUAAUAACCUGUUGCUGGGAGAGACACCCCCAGUUGAGAUUAAUUCAAAAAAGGAAACCAGUGGUUCACAGAAGAAAACACAAGAGAAGGGUCCUAAAACAGGAUCAGUAAAGAAGGAGAAAGCAGUGAAGCCAGAGGAAGGGCAGCUCGUGCAAAUGGAAGAGAAGGGGCAGGGCUCUGUGCCCUGGUCAGUGUAUGGUGUCUAUAUCCAGGCUGCUGGGGGCCCUUUGGCGUUCCUGGUCAUUCUGUCCCUUUUCAUGCUGAAUGUGGGCAGCACCGCUUUCAGCAACUGGUGGUUGAGUUACUGGAUCAAGCAAGGAAGUGGGAACACCACAGUGACUCAAGAAAACAGGACAUCUGUGAGCAACAGCAUGAAGGAUAAUCCUCUCAUGCACUACUAUGCCAGCAUCUAUGCCCUCUCCAUGGCAGUCAUGCUGAUCCUGAAAGCCGUUCGCGGAGUGGUCUUUGUCAAGGGCACAUUGCGAGCCUCCUCCCGGCUCCAUGAUGAGCUUUUCCGAAGAAUCCUUCGAAGCCCUAUGAAGUUUUUUGACACUACCCCCACAGGAAGAAUUCUCAACAGGUUUUCCAAAGACAUGGAUGAAGUCGACGUGCGCCUGCCGUUCCAGGCCGAGAUGUUCAUUCAGAACGUCAUCUUGGUGUUCUUCUGUGUUGGAAUGAUCGCAGGAGUUUUCCCAUGGUUCCUCGUGGCAGUGGGGCCCCUUGUCAUCCUCUUUUCAAUUCUGCACAUUGUCUCCAGGGUCCUGAUCCGAGAGCUGAAGCGUCUAGAUAAUAUCACGCAGUCACCUUUCCUCUCCCACAUCACAUCCAGCAUACAGGGCCUUGCCACCAUCCACGCCUAUAACAAAGGGCAGGAAUUUCUGCACAGGUACCAGGAGCUACUGGAUAACAACCAGAGUCCUUUCUUCCUGUUCACUUGUGCGAUGCGGUGGCUGGCAGUACGGCUGGACCUAAUCAGCAUUGCCCUGAUCACCACCACUGGGCUGAUGAUUGUUCUCAUGCAUGGGCAGAUUCCCCCGGCAUAUGCAGGGCUUGCCAUCUCCUAUGCUGUGCAGUUGACAGGGCUGUUCCAGUUUACUGUCAGACUGGCAUCGGAGACAGAAGCUCGCUUCACCUCAGUGGAGAGGAUCGACCACUACAUCAAGACUCUAUCUUUGGAAGCACCUGCCAGAAUUAAGAACAAGGCUCCGUCCCCUGACUGGCCCCAGGAAGGAGAGAUCACCUUUGAGAAUGCAGAGAUGAGGUACCAAGAAAAUCUCCCUCUGGUCCUGAAGAAAGUGUCCUUCACCAUCAAACCCAAGGAGAAGAUUGGCAUCGUGGGUCGAACAGGAUCAGGGAAGUCCUCUCUGGGCAUGGCCCUCUUCCGCCUGGUGGAGUUGUGUGGAGGCUGCAUUAAGAUUGAUGGAGUGAGAAUCAGUGACAUUGGCCUUGCUGACCUCCGGAGCAAGCUCUCCAUCAUUCCCCAGGAGCCGGUGCUGUUCAGCGGUACUGUCAGAUCAAAUUUGGAUCCCUUCAACCAGUACACGGAAGACCAGAUCUGGGAUGCCCUAGAAAGGACACACAUGAAAGAAUGUAUUGCUCAGCUACCUCUGAAACUUGAAUCUGAAGUGAUGGAGAAUGGGGAUAACUUCUCAGUGGGGGAACGGCAGCUCUUGUGCAUAGCUAGAGCCUUACUCCGUCACUGUAAGAUUCUGAUUCUAGAUGAAGCCACAGCUGCCAUGGACACCGAGACAGACUUACUGAUCCAAGAGACCAUCCGAGAAGCAUUCGCUGACUGCACCAUGCUGACGAUUGCCCAUCGCCUACACACAGUCCUAGGCUCUGAUAGGAUUAUGGUGCUGGCCCAGGGGCAGGUGGUGGAGUUCGACACCCCAUCCGUCCUUCUUUCCAACGACAGCUCCCGGUUCUAUGCCAUGUUUGCUGCUGCAGAGAACAAGAUUGCCGUCAAGGGCUAACUCCCCCAGCGCCGCCCACAUCUCAUUUUUUUGGAGCAUUGCCAUUCCCUGCCUGGGGCGGGCCCCUCACCGUGUCCUCCUGCCGAAACCUUGCCUUUCCCGAUUUUAUCUAUCGCACAGCAGUUCAGGAUUGGCUUGUGUGUUUCACUUUUAGGGAGAGUCCUAUUUUGAUUAUUGUAUUUAUUCCAUAUUCAUGUAAACAAAAUUUAGUUUUUGUUCUUAAUUGCACUCUAAAAGGUUCAGGGAACCGUUAUUAUAUAUGUAUCAGAGGCCUAUAAUGAAGCUUUAUACGUGUAGCUAUAUCUAUAUAUAAUUCUGUACAUAGCCUAUAUUUCCAGUGAAAAUGUAAGCUGUUUAUUUUAUAUUAAAAUAAGCACUGUGCUAAGAACAGUGCAGAUUCCUUUCUAUCAUUUUUGUACAGUCUGCUGCACUAGAGGUCUGGUUUUGCUAUUAGACUAUAAGAAGGGUAGCGUGCGUUCUUCCCCAGCUGGCUGUUUCACGGUGCCGGGAUUUCUGGGUGUCUGAAGGAAGGAGUGUAGCAGUAGCCGGCCCUCCAGGGGCCCCCCUGCUGCCUUCCCAGCAGCCACGCCGGGGUGGGGCAGAGCGGGGGCCACGGAGGCCGCGCAGAGCACCGUGAAUUCUCAGGGCUCCUGCUUUCUGUCCUCUUGUCACCUCACCGCUUCUGUCGGGAGAGCAGUGGGUCAGAGUCCCAGACCCCUCUCCUCCCUCUCCACCGGGACCGAGAAUCACAGACCCUUCCUCGGCCAAGGGGGAGCAUCCUCCUGCCGUCCUCUUUUCUGCUGUUGCUUCUCAGCAAGCAUUGAGUCUGCCCCGAGUGUCCCACUGCCUCAGGUUCCCAAUGCUGGCCGGCGCACGGAGCUCUGGCGCCUUGAAACCGUCGGUUCCAAGCCCUGGAGCCCACUGCUGCUUGGCCCGAUGGUCCUUCUUCAUUUGCCUGGCCUCACACCCCCACAGUUGAGUGACAGGGUUCAGGAUUUCGUGGGUCUGUUUUCCUUUCUCCCUGCGGUUGCCGCAGAGUCUCUUCCUCUCUCCAAAGUCCGCGACUUUAAGCAGCUCUUGCUAAUCAGUGUCUCACACUGGUGCAGAAGUUUUUGUACUGUAAAGAGACCUACCUCAGGUUGCUGAUUGCCGUGGGGCUCGGUGUGUUCCCACCAACCCCGGUUGUGCCGUGGGGCCAGUAGCUCAGGUGGGCGUGCUCACUGCUGUCAUCCGUUGAAUGGUCAGCAUUGCAUGUCGUGACCAACUAGACAUUCUGUCGCCUUAGCAUGUUUGCUGAGCACCUUGUGGAAGCAAAAAUCUGAAAAAGUGAAUAAAAUUAUUUUGGAUUUU